This is a messenger RNA of Penicillium salamii, 555 nucleotides long. NCBI's taxonomy places the organism in Eukaryota, Fungi, Ascomycota, Eurotiomycetes, Eurotiales, Aspergillaceae. The record is from the annotation of a GenBank genome assembly.
AUGACUACUGAUUCAUAUCCCGAUGAACGUGAUUUUCAACCGCAUAUACUUGAGCCUGGAGACCAAGAUUCGCAAUAUGCUCCCACUCCAGGAUACUACGGUCGCACACCUACGUCAAGCUGUAGGCUCAGCCCUUCCCCCGACCAUCACCCCGAGCAUGAUCUAGAAGACCUGUGCCAAUACGAGCCCGAAAGACCCAGACUGCUUCAGCUAUCCGAGUGGCACGAUGGGAUGCUAAACACUGAAGAGGAUGUAGUCCUGACUCCGAGUGCUUAUUGGUCGAAGACCCUGAAGGAUAAGCUUGAAAGGUUGUUAGAAGGGAAAAUCCCCCGUAAAGGAAGGGUAAGGUCGGACGACACUUCAAUCGCUGUAUCGGUGAAUGAUCGAUCCCAACGCGACCUGAUGAAACGGUUUGACCAUCUCGACAUCAAUUGGACUGCUGUUGAAAAGCAGCUGCUGAACUGGGGCGAAUUGUUUCGUCGAAGCAAGAAACUGAGGCUAAGUAUCACCUUCAAAUAUGUUGAGGACGACUCUCCACAAAAUUACCUCGGAUAG